Molecule: messenger RNA, 4251 nt
Organism: Phlebotomus argentipes
Lineage: Eukaryota; Metazoa; Arthropoda; Insecta; Diptera; Psychodidae
Exons: 2
Coding region: 1-4251 (1416 amino acids)
Biological process (GO): DNA integration
Molecular function (GO): nucleic acid binding
Source: RefSeq, a predicted model, not a curated record
AUGGCGAAUAACGGAGACUCUUCAGACCGCAUGGCGAUUCUCUUCGAGUCCGUGGCGACCCUUCUGGUGGAGUUCAAGGCGCUGAAGGACCUCCUCCAUCGGAACUCAACGUGGACGCUCUGGCCAGAGGCAUCAAUCAGUUCUUUUACCAGCCCGAGAACGACCUCACAUUCGACACGUGACGAUGCUGCGAAAGUGAGGCUGCUGUUGAGACGUCUCGACGCCUCUGCCUAUGAUCGCUAUGCCAACAAUAUUCUGCCACACGAGCCCGCCGCACUCACGUUCGAAGACACCGUCGCGCGCCUCACGAAGCUCUUCAGCAAAGGAGAAUCUUUGUUCUGCACGCGCCGAAAGUGCUUGCAACUGACUAUCAGGGAAUCAGAUGACAUCGCGACUCACUGUGGCGUCGUGAAUCGCCACUGUGAGGCCUUUAAGUUGGGAGAAUGCACCGCAGAUCACUUCAAGGCCCUCAUCUUUGUCAACAGCCUGCAAGGAGAGAAGUACGUGCUUGUCCGGGAGCAGCUAUUGACCAAGCUCGAAACUGAGGACGCCAAGAAGAUCACUCUGGACUUCAUGGUUGAAGAAGCGCGCCGCCUUCUCAAUGUUAAGAGUGAUUCGCGUCUCGAUGCCCCAUCCGUGAGUGUCAGUGCGAUCCGGAAGAAAGAGUUUGCGCCCAAGAAAGACCGCCCUCCGCGGCCGUGUUAUCUGUGCGGCGCAAUGCACUAUGUGAAGGAGUGCCCCCACGUGACCACCAAGUGCACGGAUUGCCACAAAGUGGGUCACAAGACCGGCUACUGCCCGCCCUCUUCGAAUCAGGACGCUGAUAAGAAAAAGUCUGGCAAGAAAUCCUUCUCCGGCAAGAAGAAGAAGAAGUCGUCCAAUCAGGCCAGCGCGAAUGCUGUAUUUUCUGCCCGACGACAUGGUAGAAAAUAUCUCGCGCCAACAGUUAAUGGACACACUGUGGAGUUUCAACUCGACUGUGCCGCCGACUUGUCCAUUAUCUCAGCUGACACCUGGAAGAUGAUCGGUCAGCCAACACUUUCUCCUGUGUCCAUCCGCGUCAAGGAUGCCCAGUCACAACCCAUCGCUAUUCUGGGAGAGUUCGACAGCUCUGUGAGACUUGAUGACAGAGAGAUCCGUGGACGCUGCUUAGUAUCCGAGAAGACAUCAGGAAAUCUAUUCGGAAUCGAGUGGAUUGAGGCGCUAGGAUUGUGGGAUCUCGCUCCCAGUGCUUAUUGUAGUUCAGUGCACAAGGACGUCGACACUGAGACUGCAAUAAAGGAGCUUCAGGCCACCUUCCCCACAGUAUUCAACACUCAAAUGGGCCAGUGCACGCAGGCCACUGGAACCAUCCAUCUCAAGCCGAAUGUCAGCCCAGUUUUUCGCCCUAAACGCCCUGUCGUGUUUCACAUCAUGGCUACAAUCGACGAGGAGCUUCAGCGACUGCAAGCUUCAGGAAUAAUCACCCCCGUCGAGUACUCGCCAUGGGCUGCGCCCAUUGUUGUCGUCAAGAAGCCCAACGGUCGCAUCAGGAUCUGUGGAGACUAUUCUACCGGCCUCAAUCAAGCUGUGGAGACGAACGACUAUCCAAUUCCCGAUCCGGAUAGCCUCUUCAGCCAAUUCGCGGGUAAGAGAGUCUUUAGUCAUAUCGAUCUUUCCGAUGCGUAUCUUCAGGUCCCAAUGAAUGAGGAAUCCAGUCAAUUGCUGACCAUCCACACGCAUUGGGGACUCUUCCGCUUCAAUAGACUGCCGCCUGGCAUCCGGAGCGCACCCGGAAUAUUCCAAGGAAUCGUGGAGCGCAUGCUGCAUAGCCUUCCCGGAGUAUUUGUCUAUUUUGGCGACAUCUGUGUGGCCAGCGACGACCCAGCACAGCAUCUGGAGACUCUCAAGGAGGUUUUCAAACGCCUGGAACACUUCAAUUUCCGUGUGAAGUUGGAGAAAUGCCGUUUUUUCGUCUCGAGCAUCGAAUUCCUCGGAAUUGUGGUGGACGAAAAAGGUCAGCACCCGGAUCCCGGCAAAACUAAUGCUAUUUGCGCAAUGCCCGCUCCAUCCAAUGUGAGUGAACUUCGCAGCUUCCUCGGGGCCGUGCAAUUCUGGGGCCGUUUUAUCAAGGGCGCGAGCAAAAUCCGUGCGCCAAUGGAUCGUUUGCUCAAGAAAGGUGUUCCGUGGAAAUGGUCAACUAAAUGCAGGGCCGCAUUUAGGAGGUUCAAGACGAUCCUGAAGUCUGAACUUCUCCUGACUCAUUACGACCCACGGCUGCCCAUUUACAUCGCGUCUGAUGCCUCUUCAUAUGCGAUCGGAGCGGUUGCAUAUCACGAAAUGCCCGAUGGUUCACUGAAGGCGUUUUACCACGUCUCCAGGCGACUCACCGAUGCUGAACAGCGCUACAGUCAGAUCGAGAAGGAAGCGCUGGGCAUCGUGUUCGCUCUCAAGAAGUAUCACCGCUUCGUGUAUGGUCGAAGAUUCAAUCUCGUCACCGACCACAAACCGCUCGUCUCGAUAUUCGGAAGCAGCAAAGGAAUCCCAGUGCACACUGCCAACCGUCUUCAAAGAUGGGCAUUGGUGCUGCUUUGCUACGACUUCGAGAUCAAAUUCACGUCGACCGACAGCUUUGGACACGCAGACGUGCUGUCCCGGCUAACCAGUGCGCGCCAGCAGCCACAGGAUGAAGUCGUCAUUGCUGAAAUUCAACUGGAUGAAGAUGAGGACAGAGCCAUCGUCGAGGAAGCCUCCUCGAAGCUUCCGGUGAAUUUCAACAUGAUACAACGAGCGACUCAGGCCUCGGAGAGUUUGCAAGAAAUUGCGAAUUACAUCAAGACUGGCUGGCCGGCUGCACUGAAAUUCAUCCACUCCAGGGAAGUAGCAAAAUAUUAUAAGCUCAGAAAUUCGCUUUCGCUUAUCCAUGACUGUGUCUUUUACAGGGAGAGGAUCGUAGUUCCGGAGCAAUUCCGCAAAAAGAUACUGGCCCAGCUUCACCAUGCUCAUCCUGGCAUGUCCAGAAUGAAAUCAAUCGCCCGAGGAUACGUCUUCUGGCCGGACAUUGAUUCGGACAUCGAGCAUAAAGUCGGAACUUGCACGGACUGCGCCCUCACUGCAAAGAACCCUGUAAAAGCAUAUCUAUCGUCAUGGCCACUUGCUACUCGGAGUUGGGAAAGGAUACACAUCGACUACGCCAAAUACAAAGGAGAAAACUUCCUGCUCAUCAUCGACGCCUACUCUAAAUGGCCAGAGGUAUUCCGCACGUCUUCGACCACCUCAUCGCAGACAAUAGCGAAGUUGACGGAAACUUUCGCCCGGAAUGGACUGCCCGAGAUCCUCGUCAGCGACAACGGCACUCAGUUUGUCAGCAGCGAGUUUAAGGAGUUUUGCCAGAUGAACGGAAUCCAGCACCUUACAACCAAUCCUUACUGCCCAUACAGUAACGGACAGGCUGAGCGUCUCGUGGAUUCACUCAAGAGGUCACUGGACAAGCAAGGAAGCGCGAUUUCAUUGGACAAUGGUCUUCAGCGAUUCUUGGCGAACUAUCGCACCAUUCCAAAUGAGAAUUCACCUGAUGGCAAGUCACCUGAAGAAGUGUUCCUUGGAAGGCAAGUGCGUACGAUCUUUGACCUGCUCAAAUUUCGUCCUCCUUCCACUCCUCGGCGCAAUAAGAAGAUGGAAGACCGGUACAACAAGAAGCACGGCACGAAAGCGCGCUCAUUCCAAAGGGGGGAGGAAGUCUACGCGCAGAAAUUCUCACCUGGAGGAAAGUUUUCUUGGCAAUCCGGGAAAAUCAUUGAACGCCGUGGGACUGUGAGCUAUAAUGUGCGUCUCUCAAACGGAAUCAUCAUUCGCUCGCACAUUAAUCAGCUUCGCCGACGUCUCGUGGAGCCUGAGCCCAUCUUAGACUCACUGCCGAUUUUCACCACACCAUCCGUGCCAAGUCUUCCACCGUCUUCCCCUAUUCGACCGAGUGAGACAUCGAAUAUCACAUCACCAGUGAUAUCACCGAGAAGAAGCCCUUCUCAACCAACACCAAGGCAAACGACACCUGUCGUUUCAACCCAGGAUUCAGAGGCAAUGGACACAUCGGAGCCCACGUUCUUCGGAUUUGAGGACUCACCACAAGCUGAAUUAGAGCCCAUAACAUCUGAAAAUCAAUGCACGCCUGACGCACCAAUUUCAACGCCUCAGAAUCAACGCCUUCGUCGUGCACGUCCGCCGCCUGGCUAUUACAAGGAGCGAAGCCAAGGACGUCGCCUUCUUCCUUAG